Molecule: messenger RNA, 2302 nt
Organism: Ananas comosus (pineapple)
Lineage: Eukaryota; Viridiplantae; Streptophyta; Magnoliopsida; Poales; Bromeliaceae
Product: heat shock cognate 70 kDa protein 2-like
Exons: 2
Coding region: 131-2080 (649 amino acids)
Biological process (GO): protein refolding; cellular response to unfolded protein
Cellular component (GO): cytoplasm
Molecular function (GO): misfolded protein binding; ATP hydrolysis activity; ATP-dependent protein folding chaperone
Source: RefSeq, a predicted model, not a curated record
UCUGCUUUGCUCCUCCUCCUCUAACUAUUUUAGGUUAUUUAUCCGCCGCCUCCGCCGCGACGGAUCUGUUCUCCUCAUCUUCUUCGUUUCCUUCUUCGUCUUUUUCGUAGAUCCCAUUUGUAGAUCGAACAUGGCGGGGAAAGGCGAGGGACCGGCGAUCGGGAUCGACCUCGGCACCACCUAUUCGUGCGUGGGGGUGUGGCAACACGAUCGCGUGGAGAUCAUCGCCAACGACCAGGGGAAUCGCACCACACCGUCCUAUGUCGCCUUCACCGACAGUGAGCGCCUCAUCGGCGACGCCGCGAAGAACCAGGUCGCCAUGAACCCCACCAACACCGUCUUCGAUGCAAAACGUCUAAUUGGGAGGCGGUUCAGUGACGCCCCUGUCCAAAGCGACAUGAAAUUGUGGCCCUUCAAGGUCAUUGCAGGACCUGGGGACAAGCCCAUGAUUGUGGUGCAGCACAAGGGUGAAGAGAAGCAAUUCGCAGCUGAGGAGAUCUCCUCAAUGGUUCUGAUGAAGAUGCGCGAGAUUGCUGAGGCCUAUCUUGGUUCCACCAUCAAGAACGCCGUUGUCACCGUCCCUGCCUACUUCAACGACUCUCAGCGGCAGGCCACUAAAGAUGCAGGUGUCAUUGCCGGCCUCAAUGUCAUGCGUAUUAUUAAUGAACCCACAGCGGCUGCUAUUGCCUAUGGGCUUGACAAGAAGGCCACCAGUGUUGGAGAGAAGAACGUUCUCAUCUUCGACUUAGGAGGCGGCACCUUUGAUGUCUCCCUCCUUACCAUUGAAGAGGGGAUCUUCGAGGUGAAGGCCACAGCUGGUGACACGCAUCUCGGUGGCGAGGACUUUGACAACCGCAUGGUGAACCACUUUGUUCAAGAGUUCAAGAGGAAACACAAGAAGGACAUCAGUGGAAACCCUAGGUCUCUGAGAAGGCUGAGGACAGCCUGUGAGAGAGCGAAGAGGACUCUCUCCUCGACUGCCCAAACCACAAUCGAGAUUGAUUCUUUGUACGAAGGCAUUGAUUUCUACUCACCCAUUACCCGUGCCAGGUUUGAGGAGCUGAACAUGGACCUGUUCAGGAAGUGUAUGGAGCCCGUGGAGAAGUGCUUGAGAGAUGCCAAGAUGGACAAGAGCUCUGUUCAUGACGUUGUGCUUGUCGGUGGGUCCACCAGAAUCCCACGUGUCCAGCAGCUGCUGCAGGACUUCUUCAAUGGGAAGGAGCUCUGCAAGAGCAUCAACCCCGAUGAGGCUGUUGCUUAUGGUGCUGCGGUCCAAGCCGCGAUUUUAAGCGGCGAGGGCAACGAGAAAGUUCAGGAUCUAUUACUGUUGGACGUCACCCCUCUCUCCCUUGGGUUGGAGACAGCUGGCGGUGUGAUGACCGUUUUGAUCCCGAGAAACACCACAAUUCCCACCAAGAAGGAGCAGGUCUUCUCCACCUACUCCGAUAACCAGCCUGGUGUCCUAAUUCAGGUCUACGAAGGAGAAAGAACGCGGACCAGGGACAACAACCUUUUGGGGAAAUUUGAGCUCUCCGGUAUCCCACCUGCACCGAGAGGUGUGCCGCAGAUCACGGUGUGCUUCGAUAUCGACGCCAAUGGUAUAUUGAACGUCUCGGCAGAAGACAAGACGACCGGGCAGAAGAACAAGAUCACGAUCACUAAUGACAAAGGAAGGCUCAGCAAGGACGAGAUUGAGAAGAUGGUGCAAGAGGCCGAGAAGUACAAGUCGGAGGACGAGGAGCAUAAGAAGAAGGUUGAGGCGAAGAACGCGUUUGAGAACUACGCGUACAACAUGAGGAACACCAUCAAGGACGACAAGAUUGCGUCCAAAUUGGCUGCCACCGAUAAGAAGAAGAUUGAGGAUGCGAUCGAGCAGGCGAUCCAAUGGCUUGACAGCAACCAGCUGGCGGAGGCCGAUGAGUUUGAGGACAAGAUGAAGGAGCUCGAGAGCAUCUGCAACCCAAUUAUUGCCAAGAUGUACCAGGGUGCGGGUGCUGAUAUGGCGGGUGACAUGGAUGAAGACGGUCCUGCGGCUGGUGGGAGCAGCGGUGCUGGCCCCAAGAUUGAAGAAGUUGAUUAAGGAAAUCUCCCGAGUUUAAUCAGCAUCAAUUUUAUUCUUAAAUAACUGCUUGGGUUUGUCAUAGCAGAUCUCGUUGAAUUAUGUUUAGGUUCGGUCAGAAUUUUGUUGGCCUUAUAUACGUUGAGCUCUUUUUCUUUUCCACUUUUCAAUUUAACUGCAGAUUGGAUAUUAUUGGUACUAAGUUGAGAUAUUAUUUAAUAUAAAGAGUAAGUUCUCUCGACA